AUUCCUCAAUGCGCAGUUGGAUGAGAACACUCAGUUUCUAUUAAAGAGAUUGCUCGAUUUUGCUUCCCAUGAACUUUUCGUUACACAAUCAAAGGUCUGUAACCAUACUUGCAACACAAUUAGGUUUGUUUCCUAGAACGGAUUUACACAGUGCAAAGCCGUCGAAUGUGGCGGAUACUUCUGCGACGACGCCACCUGCAAUGUCGUCUCAGAUUACGAGAAUUAGUAAACCAUUGGAGGUUAAAGGAGCGUUAAAGCGAGAUCUGAGAGUUGAUCAGAUUCAAAGCAAUCCUCGUAAGGAUGGUUUAACAGAAGAAGUCGCUGAUGCAAUCGAACAAAUCGAUACACAGCUUUCCGCUUUAAGCUUUGUUUCUAGUCGUGUGGACUCUGAUGAUAGAACAAGGUCUUGCAAGUCCUCUGUAACUCCUCCCAUUGAAGAGCGCAGACAAAAUUUUCAAGCUUCUAUGUCUUGUUUAAGAAGCAAUUACAUGCCAAUGAGUAAGAGAAGUGUGAAUGUUGGUGCAGAUGUAAUAGUUCGAAGCCAUGAUGAUCUUCCUUUGCCUUCUAAUGAUCAGUUUGUUCGGGUCACGCCACGACCGCAGCCAUUACCGCCUCUUGCUGUGAGACCCGUUGGUUUCAAGAAGCCAAGUCAAAGUAACAGAACGUCACAAAAGAUGCCUAGUAUGAAACCAACGUUGAUGGAUCAAGAAACCGAAACGUUGGAUGAUGAGUCUUUUGAAACGGAGCGUGAACAAACACCGUCUGGGACAGGUUCUGAGUCGGAAGACGAAGAAGUUUCAAUUGAUCAAGAAUACUCUGGGGAAACAGGGUCAAGCUCUGGCUCAGACUGGGAAACUCAAGCAGAGAAUGACACCAAGUCUGAGUCAGAAUCAUUAUAUCCACCACAGAGUGAUGACUCUGUUUCUGAAUCUGAAUUCAGCACGUCUCCUCCGCAUACAAACAGAGACACAUCAAGAGAACCUGCAAAACAGAGGAGAAAUAUAGUGGGACGUUUUAAAAGGAUAAAGAAUAAGAUAGGACAAGUAUUUCAUCAUCAUCACCACCACCACCACCAUCAUCACCACCACGACAAGAAUAAGCCAUCAGCUUGGAAGAAUUUGCAGAGUAAAUUUCACCAAAAGCACAAAGAGAAAUCAGAUGAGAAGAAACGGACGACGUCAGAAUCCAGAGGUCUUACUACACAUAAGCAACAACAUCAAGGUGGGCACUUUCACGCGCUAGUGGAAGGAUUGGUGAGACAUAGAAAACACUCAAAGAAACAAAAUCAUAAGCUGCAUAGUGAUGCCAAGCAAACGCAGUGGUGGAAAAUCUUGAAGAAGCGUCAAGGUGGUGGUGUGAAGAUUCCCAAAAGAGGACGUGUGAAGUUGGGGAAAAAACAUUAUUUGUCCAAAAAUGUUUAACAACAUGAAGAAAACUAGUCUCGAUUA
Arabidopsis arenosa is the source of this 1448-nucleotide messenger RNA. The record is from the annotation of a GenBank genome assembly. Lineage: Eukaryota; Viridiplantae; Streptophyta; Magnoliopsida; Brassicales; Brassicaceae.